UUUUUGAAUUCUCAAUACAAUGCAGAAAAUAUCUAAAAUGGACGAAGAUAAAGGGAUUGUUUAUUGCAAUCGUGUACUUCUCGGCAAUUGGUAUGAAACCACUAAAUUGGAGGAGUACAAAUUAAAUAGUUUUUUGGAGCAAAUGAAAAAAGGAGAUUUGAUGCUGGCACGAUUUCGCAAAAUGACAGAGAACUUAAAUAAACCAACAGUACUUACUCAAAGCUCUGGUACUAUUAGCUUUGGCGCUAAGAUAUCAUUAUUGGCGCCACACGUACCAGCAUCAGAUCCGCCAGUUAAAGAUAAAAAAGGUCUACUACUCGGUGGUCGUAUAUCGUCUAAUGAUAUAAAUUAUUCUCAAGAAUUAGAGGACGGCUGUUCUUUGGUAGGAUUGGCCGAUUUGCAGCCGGCAGAAAGGAGUACUUUCAUUAUUACUAGCUCGGAUUACUGUAAGCGUGAGAAUGAACUACUUAAAUAUAAUCAAGAAUUUCUUCUAACCCUUUCUUCUAGUGUCAAAAAGAAGCCACUGUACAUAAGGUACGAUCCAAACCCGAUCCCCGGUCUUUGCGGAAUGUACCCUUUAUACCUGAGCAAGCACGCAGUAUCGAAUACACGCUGGCGUGUGUUGCCGACUCAAAGUCCUAAUAUUACCCGUUUCGAACAGGAAGGGAAUCCUAUUAAUGUUAACACAGAUGUCGUGAUAAAUCAUUGUGCGACGAAUGUUAAUUUAGGAAUAAACGUUGGCUGUUGGGCGAUGGGAUUUUACGGAAAAAUUUGUGCUCCCAUUAUGAAGACUUGUUUAGAUGUUUACGGACGAGAACUGCCGAAUAAUAUUUGGCAAAUUUAUACUCCGAUAGCUAAAUAG
This is a messenger RNA of Galleria mellonella (greater wax moth), 862 nucleotides long. RefSeq names its product cilia- and flagella-associated protein 161-like. Gene Ontology annotation, cellular component: motile cilium. The coding region runs from base 20 to 862 and encodes 280 amino acids. The record is from RefSeq and is a predicted model, not a curated record. The transcript is spliced from 6 exons. Lineage: Eukaryota; Metazoa; Arthropoda; Insecta; Lepidoptera; Pyralidae. Gene Ontology annotation, biological process: cilium assembly.